AAUUAGUGGGCCGCGCCACAUUAGUCGCUAUUCGUAAUCGACGUCGGGCAGCUCUCGUGUGCAUCCACCAUCAUCAUCCACCAUAGGGCCUAUCAGGGUGCAGCAGCGGCAGGAAGCAGCAGCAGCAGCAGCGGUUCGUUCGCAACUUCACAACGGACACGGCGGCAACAUGAGCGACACCUGCGGCUCGAAGGUGAUCGAGUUCUACCAGGACUCGGUCGUCCUGAUCACCGGUGCGAGCGGUUUCCUCGGCAAGGUACUGCUGGAAAAGCUGCUCCGAUGUCUGGACGCGCGCAAGAUAUACGUGCUGAUACGCCGAAAGCGUGACUACAGCGCACAGAUACGAUUAGAGCAGAUCCUCAAGUCGAUGCUAUUCGACCGUGUGCGGAACGAGACCAAGGCAGCGAAGGCCCUAUUUGACAAGAUCGAGGCGGUCGAGGUGAACUUCGAGCGGGAUGAUCUCGGCCUCGAGCCCGGGCUGCGCGAUCGUAUUCGGCACGAGGUGGAGGUCGCGUUCAAUCUGCUCGCUUCGGUCAACUUCAACGAAGCGCUCGAUCAGGCGCUGGAAACGAACGUCGAGUGUACGCGGCGCGUGCUCAACCUGCUCAGCGGUGCCCGCCGCAUCAAGUCCAUCAUCCACGUGUCGACGUUCUACUCGAACUGCAACCGGACGCUGAUCGAGGAGAAGAUCUACGACGACAUCGGGUUCGGCGGGUACGACAACAUCAAGAGCACGUUCGCGAAGCUGCAGGACGAUCACAAACAGUUCCUGUCACCGGUCGUCCUCGGCACGUUCCCGAACUCGUACACGUUCAGCAAAAAGUGUGCCGAGGUGGUGGUGCGCGACAAGUUCGGCCAUCUGCCAAUCGGCGUAUUUAGACCACCGAUAGUGACCUCCAGCUACCGGGAGCCCGUACCUGGAUGGGUCGAUAACUUUAACGGACCGAGCGGUAUGGUGGUGCCACUCUCCCAGGGACUGUACAGUGCCGCCCUGCUCGAUCCCAAAAAGAAGCCGUUCAUCGUACCGGUCGACUUCUGCGUCAAUGCGCUGCUCGUGUGCGCGUACGAUGUGAGCAAAUCGAGCGUCACCAAGAGCAUUCCCGUCUACAACUACACCGACGACUGCAACCUCUGGACCUGGGAUCAGGUGAUCAAUGGGUUCUUUAGCGGUCUCGGACCAAUCCGGAAACUAGUGGCAAAAUACUUCACCGGCACAAUCACGGUCAACCCGGUGCGGUACGCAAUCUGCAAGCGAAUCAUGAUGUUCCAGGCGUUCUGUCUGGAUCUGAUCCGGACCUUCAGUGGAAAGGAAAAAAUAAUGCAACGAUUGUUCUCCAAGAUGGUGACGCUGAGCGAAGUGUUGCGCUUCUUCUGCCUGAACGACUGGAAGAUGACUAACGCCAACAUCCGCCGGAUCAGCGACGAGAUGUCACCGCUCGAGGCGGAACUGUUCCCGCUCGACAUCAGGAAGAUCGACUGGACCGAGUACUACCGGAACUUUGUGCCGGGCGUGAUCAAGUACGCCGUCCAGCCGCGCAGCCCGCGCAGUCCGAGCAUCAGCGAGCGGAAGCUGAAGGAGUCGAAGCUGCGGGAAACGAAAAAGCUCAACAGUGGCCUGUUCUACCUGCUGUGGAGCUCCGUGUUUAUUAUCGCGCUGAAGAUAUUCAAAAAUCUCUUCAACAAGGUGUGAAGAACUUUCCAACUCCAAGUACGCUUCCAAUUUAUUUAGGUUGAAUUUAAGACGGAAAAUGGGACACGAACACAACAGCAUCACACGGUACACAUUUUCACAAAACCCCACACACACACACAACACACACACACACAGCCCACACUCAAACACUGUUUAAAAUGCUGAAACGGGAACGGGAUAUAUAGGGCAGGAUGUAUAGGUCCUGCAAACACGGCGCAACCACGCAUCAACCAGCAAGCAGCCAGCAAAGCCAGCGAGCCGCUACAACUAUUUACUACGAACGCAUGUAAUCACACGAACAAAACAACACCCACACACGUACACGUACACACUACACUUUGAAAACGGAAACGGAAACAUCAACAUCACGAAAAAACAUCAUUUAAAGUAUAGCGUAAUAAUAACAAGAAAAAACAACAACUUUGCCACUAGCUACGUAGAGCUAAGAUACCUGAAGUUCAGUGACAGAUUUUUUCCACAAAUGAUAACGAUUAAAUUAAUUAAUGAAUAAAAUAAAACAUUUU
Molecule: messenger RNA, 2217 nt
Organism: Anopheles moucheti
Lineage: Eukaryota; Metazoa; Arthropoda; Insecta; Diptera; Culicidae
Product: fatty acyl-CoA reductase wat-like
Exons: 5
Coding region: 170-1690 (506 amino acids)
Biological process (GO): long-chain fatty-acyl-CoA metabolic process
Cellular component (GO): peroxisome
Molecular function (GO): alcohol-forming very long-chain fatty acyl-CoA reductase (NADP+) activity
Source: RefSeq, a predicted model, not a curated record